Molecule: messenger RNA, 3441 nt
Organism: Schizosaccharomyces octosporus yFS286
Lineage: Eukaryota; Fungi; Ascomycota; Schizosaccharomycetes; Schizosaccharomycetales; Schizosaccharomycetaceae
Product: flap structure-specific endonuclease
Exons: 2
Coding region: 226-1950 (574 amino acids)
Molecular function (GO): 5'-flap endonuclease activity
Source: RefSeq, a predicted model, not a curated record
GUUUAACAAUCUAAGAUUUUCCUUUUGUUCAUUUUACCUUGUUCUUCCUAGUCUAUUCCUUCAAUCGUGUUUUUAGAAUCCAUAUGGCUUGUCUGAAACUAUUAUGACAGCUUAGCCAGAAGGAUAACAAAAAGCAUAUGAAUGUAAAAAGCAAAUCGUAUUGCCAUAAUACCUGAGGAAGGGAAGAGGAAGGAUUGAAUAAAUAAGAGCAAAAGUCAUUAAAUUAUGGGAAUUCCCGGGUUAUGGGAUGAAUUUAGAGAUUGCUUUAAUGAAACAAAUCUUUUAGAAGUCUCUACAAAUCACUGGACUACAGAAAAACGAUGUUUAAGAAUUGCAGUUGAUGCAGCUAUAUGGUCAGUACAGAUUCAGGCUAGUCAAGGUGGUACCAAUCCGGCAUUAAGGACACUGUUCUAUCGACUUUGUCAUUUACUUGAAUGGGGUAUUCAUGUUAUUUUUGUGUUUGAUGGUCCAAACAAACCUCCUUGGAAAAGAAAUCGCCAUAUCCGAACAAAUGUCUCAGGAACUUACGAAGCGAUGAAGCACCUCAUUCAGCUUUUUGGGAUGAAAGUAUGGGACGCUCCAGGGGAGGCUGAAGCUGAAUGUGCGAAAAUUCAAAGUUUACAAUUGGUCGAUUACGUUUUGACGGAAGACGUUGAUGCUUUCGCUUUUGGAGCUACCAAAGUUAUAAGAUGCAGUCCCGCUGAACGUAAAUCAUUAUUCAAUGUCAGAAUAUAUGAAAUGGAAAGAAUAACAGAAAAGCUCGACAUCGAUCAUUCUGGUGUAAUAUUGAUUGGCUUGAUGAGAGGAGGUGAUUACCAUUCAAAAGGUAUAGAGCACUGUGGACUUCAAACAGCAAUUGGAGCUGCAAAGCUAGGGUUUGGUGAUCGUCUGGUCUUUUCUGAACACGUAGAUUCUUGGAGAUCUCAAUUGCAGCACUACAUUCGAAUAAACAAGUACAACGCUUUUGGCUUUAAACGCCCAAAAUUCACUAUCGGCCAAGAUUUUCCUGACCCUUUAGUGAAACGUUACUAUACGCAUCCAGAAGUUUCUACCAUAGAAAAACUAAAAACACACUUUUCUCGGUUUGAUUGGUCUCAAAAACCGGAUGCUAAAGCUUUGUAUGUUUAUGCUCAAAAAAAAUUUCAAUGGACAAGCCUACAAGGAAGUAUAAAGUUUUUAAAUAGCAUUGCUUAUCCUAUAUUUGUCUUUGAACUCCUUCAUUCUACUGGAAUGGUCUCAAAAUAUUACACAGCCUCUCAUAAGACAAGAAGAAACAAAUCUACAGGUAUGAUAUUAGAAAAACAAAUUACUUUCUAUCCAAACAAAAUCUUGGAUUGUGAAUGGAAUAUUGAAACGAUCGUGUAUGAUAAUGAAGCGAAUACUUCGUUUAUGAAUCAAUGGAAAUCGCUUUUAAGAGAGACCACAUCAUGGAUACCUGCCUGCUUUAUACAAAAUAUCACAUAUCCAAAAAUAUCUCAGUUUUUUGGACGAACAAAUUCUGACUUAGGACGUUUAGUCCAGAAAACCAAGCGACUGUCUUUAGACCCAGAAGAAAGUCGGGAUUCCAUGCAUGCCGAGAGGAAAACAACAUCUACUAAAAGGCCGAUAGGGCUUCUUCCAACAAACUUGUUUUCGAAACCACGCCCACAAUCUUCUCAAAAGUUGUCGCAAGCAACCGAUGAAUCUUUUACAGAUGACGAUCUUCCAAAAAUCCAGGAGAUUCUUCCGAAAAGCUCGGAAAAAACAGGAAAGUAUAACGAAAACCAAAAUCAAGUCGAUAAUAAUCGUAAUGAAGGUUCAAUAACUAAAUCCAAGGAGCGCUUUUCAAAAGAUCAAACCAUCAGAAGAAUAUAUAUAAGAGAAAGCCUUAACGGAACCUGGAAGGAAGAUAUAGGGGCAAGCGGCAGGAGAAAAAUGUAUGAAAAUAUUCCCAUUAUUGACUUGUCUUAAAUUUAUUAUUUAGUGUGAACGACAUAGGUUUAGAGGGUUUAGAAAUGAUUAAGACUUCAGAUAAAACUGUAAUUGAUGCAACAACUUCAUCCAUUUAACGCGUAUCCGGUUCUGGCUUGAAGGUUUAUCUUCUUUUUUGCUACUAAUAAUGAAAGAGAUCUCUUUUAUGAGCAUCUCCUUCUGUUUCUCUUUUUCUUUCAUCGUCAACGUUCUUUGAGAAUGCAGCAAAUGCUUCAUCCAUCUCUGACAAACUCUUUCAAUUAAUCCAGACUUCCCUGUCUUCUUAUAAUAUGCAAUAACGGUUUGGUAUAUCUUUGGAUAAGGAACUCGAUCUUUGUUUGAUAAAUAAUACAUCCGAGAAUAUAUAUCUGGAUAACUCAUGUUGGUAAUACCAGCUGCCGAUUUGAAUUUGGGAGCAACCGUAGACCAAUAAAUUAUGUAGCACCAUGCUAGUUCAGAGAAGCGGAUUUUGUACGUUUCUGAUAAUUCCUUGCAUAAUUCAACCGCAGCCGGUAUGUCACCAAGGUAUCCAAAAGCACUGGCAACCGAAAGGAUAGUAUGUGAAGUAGGGUAUGUUGAAUUAUUUCUUUCGACCAAGCGUUCUCCUGGUUUUCCUUGGCCUAUACCCCAGAUUCUUUUGAGUAAAUCUCGAAUUUCUUCUAUUUUUCCAUCUCUAGCUAGCCCGACAAUUAGGUAAUCAUAGGUUGUCGAAUCUGGAGCAAAUCCAUUUCUUGGGAAAUCAAUAUCUACUGCUUCUAACAUCGCAGUUGAUACUGGUUCUUGGGUGGGACUUCCUUUCCAGGCGGGACUAUUGAAUUUAUUUAAUGACCACCUACACCCUCCAUAAUUUCCCAAGACACAAUUCAAAUAAUUCAAGCUUGGUCUUAAUUCGUUCUUUUUUACAGUUUUGAUCACUUUAUCUGCAACGGGCUCGUAUCCUAUAUACAUAGCGAUUCGUAACAUGUGGGUAAAAUCUCCGAUGUUCAAUUGUAUACCUAGUUCAUUGGCAUCGUGAAGAAGUAAAUUCAGUAUCUUUAUAGCGGUUUGUUUUUCUCUUUCUGUAAGUCUAUUCCCAUUGUUGAAUAGCUUAAACGAACGAAGAAUCAGUUGGAACUCGGCAGGCUUCAAAUUACUUAAAUUAUUGUUAUUACGGAGCUUCAAGUAAUUUAAAAGAUAGAACGAAGGAGUUAAUGGCCGAAGGAAGACUUGUGUAGGCCCAGUAACGGCACACUUGAACUUCUGGUCAUCUGCGUUAUGCAACAAUUCCUCAAAGGAACGGGCAUGUAAACGUCGGACCAAAGUUAAAGGGGAUAAUGCUUCAAAUCUUGAAUUUGUAUAAAGAAAUCUUAGAAUUCGCAUUGUUUCCCCAUAACCCGACUUCAAAAUGGGUAAUAAUGUUGUAGUAGGUAGAAGGAAGUAAGUACCUAUAACCGAUGAACUUAGCCAAAAAGCCAGAGAAUAUGAUUCCUCUUGACUUAUUAAUAAAGGAUG